Messenger RNA from Lycium barbarum (goji berry), 1156 nucleotides. RefSeq names its product histone acetyltransferase TAP1. Gene Ontology annotation, cellular component: cytoplasm. NCBI's taxonomy places the organism in Eukaryota, Viridiplantae, Streptophyta, Magnoliopsida, Solanales, Solanaceae. Gene Ontology annotation, molecular function: N-acetyltransferase activity. Bases 115 to 858 code for a protein of 247 amino acids. The record is from RefSeq and is a predicted model, not a curated record. The transcript has 8 exons.
AAAGCAAAGCAUUUAUAAAAGCGUGGUAGUUUUGGAACAUAAAAGCCCAAAGGAAGCAAACCGUUCAUAUUAUUCAAGAAUUAUCUUUUACACAAAAAUCCAUUAAAAGAUACUAUGCAAAUGCAAACUCUUCACUUAGUAUCCACUCACUGGUCAAAUAUUGUUUCUCUUAAUUGUUGCUGUUGUCAAGCUUCAAAUCAGUUGCCAUUUCCCAAGACUAAGUUGGGUUUUGUUAAAGUUAAGAGACAACCACAGGCUUCUAAUUUGAAGGCUGGCUUCUGGGAAUCCAUCAGAUCCGGGUUUGUCAAGAAUAACACAACACAGGUUAUAGAAACACCAUCCAGUGAAGAAGAAAAAGAAGAAGAGCCUUUGCCUGAGGAAUUUGUUCUUGUUGAAAAGACUCAACCUGAUGGAACAGUUGAACAGAUUAUAUUCUCUUCUGGCGGAGAUGUUGAUGUGUAUGAUCUCCAAGCUUUAUGCGAUAAGGUUGGUUGGCCUCGAAGGCCACUGUCUAAGCUAGCUGCAGCUCUGAAAAAUAGCUAUAUAGUUGCAACUUUGCAUUCCAGGAAAUUCUCAUCAGGAGAAGAGGGGAAUGGAGAAAAGAAGCUGAUAGGAAUGGCUCGUGCAACAUCAGAUCAUGCUUUCAAUGCAACAAUUUGGGAUGUUCUUGUUGAUCCUUCAUAUCAGGGACAAGGACUUGGAAAAGUUCUUAUUGAGAAACUGAUAAAGACCCUUCUCCAAAGGGACAUUGGAAAUAUUUCACUGUUUGCAGAUAGUAAAGUUGUGGAAUUCUAUAGGAAUCUAGGUUUUGAACCUGAUCCAGAGGGUAUUAAGGGAAUGUUUUGGUACCCUAUGUAGUAGGCAUGUAUUUUUGGACCAUCAGUUUUGGCCUCUUGCUCUGUACAAAUUCAUCCGAGUGCAAGAUUGUGGCUGUUGGAUUCUGAAAUGACAUGUUCUUUUGAAGCUUAUGAGCUUUUUGGCCAUAUUGUGAUGUACAUUAUAAUGACAUAUUUGCUAAUAUAGCUUGAGAUUCAUGCUAUAUUCUUGUUGGAGGAUUACGGUAUGCACAAGGACUAGGUCUCUGGUAAUUUAUUAGACAUUUCUUCAGAUUGAAAUGUAUCAUUAAUUUUUUAUAAGAAUCUUGUUCUCAUUAUAA